AUGAGCGAAGACAGUCAGCCUUUUCAAAUUUCCGACACCAUGUCGUCCUUGUUCAACUUUGACUUUACUGAGACAGAAGAUAUCCAAAACUGGGCGGGAAUAGCGCCAACUAUGGAAGAUAUCGAAGCCGCUGCCGCCAUUCUCUUUUCCAACGACUACAACAACGAUGCGCAAACUGCAAGCGUCUCUUCUUUCCCAUCUGUCUCUCCUACACAAACAACUAAUCAGGGGACAAAGGAAACUCAAGAAUUUGCAAUGUCGGCAGAGAAGAAUAGCGAUUUAAUGGAGAUGUUAUUUACACAAAAGUUUUUUAACGAAGAUUCCUCUUCCAUCACAAGUAAUCAAGGAGUAAAGGAAUCAGUGACAGCGGCAGAGGACAACAAUUUUCUUGAUAUUUUACUUCCACAAGAAUUCCUUAAUGUGGCGAGUUCCUCAGAUAUAUUAAACCAAUAUCCGGAAACCGAGAUCAAUGGUGCAGCUGAAGGAGAGAGAUUGUUAACAGACGAUAGCUUGAUUUUUCCGAACGAAGACAUGUUGUAUGCGUUACCUUUUAUUAUGGAUACCAGCACAUCAACCUCUAUGGAUACGUCUACAUCUUUUUGUGAUAACGACUUUUCAACAAGCAUUACUACACCUUCUACGACUGGUAUUCUUGAUGAGUCUUUUCUGUCCAUCUUUGAUGAGUCAACCUCGACUAUGCAAGAUAAUACUACUCUAUUUGGCACUUCUCCCGCAAGUACUUCGUCAAUAUCCGACCUCGAACUUUUCUUGAGCACAUUUGGCGAAUCAACUUCUAAUAUAAGCGAUGCUGCACCAACCACUCAAAACUAUGAAUAUUAUUGCAAUUUUCCAUCGACUGUUUUUCCGAUCACGGCUACUUCGACAAUACCCGCGGUAACGCCCAUCAACUAUAUCACACCCGCGUCUUCCCAAACGACAUCGCCCGAGAAAAAAAGUUCCCUUGAAAUGAUGUCCAACACGAAAGUAAUAUCCUCGCCACCAAAAACACCAAAAACAAGAAAGAAUAAAUCUUUGACAACGGAUCAAGAAAACGGGCAACAAAAAAUCAGACACAAGAUCACAAAAAGGAAUCAAAUCGAGACUCCUCAACGUGAUGCAUUGGUUGACUCAUCAAUGAUACCACAGAACUUGAUGAAUGGAAAUUUAACCAUGGAACAGGUUCUGGAAAAAGAUCCGAAGCCGCGAAAGAAGAAGAAUAAAGCCACUCCGCAUCAAAAACACGCUAAUUUCAUUAAUGCUACCUUGCCAACUUCGAAUACCCAUGCCACGAUCAACACACCCACACCCAAACCUACACCGUGCACAACGACGAUAACUAAAAAACGUCGCAUGGAAGAGAACGAUGAUCUCCCCACAAAACCCGAUUACUCAUACGCGGCUAUGAUCGCUCAAGCGAUUCUUCAUUCUCCAGGAAAAAAGGCAACCCUGAAUCAAAUCUACACGUGGAUUUCUAAGAACUACCCAUAUUACAAACGAGAAGAAAAAUCAGGGACGGGAUGGGAGAACUCGAUACGACACAACUUAUCACUUAAUAAGGCAUUCCAAAGAUUGCCCAGAAUAGAAGGACAAUCAGGAAAAGGAUGCUAUUGGACCAUUCUCCCCAAUCACGAAAUGAUGAUUGAUAAUAACUGGUUCAAAGGACAUAAUCGAUCAACUAAAAGACAAUGCUUAUCCGCUAACGAGUCGAUAACACCAUCGAUAACCAAAAAAACUCCAUCGACACAGACAAUUCCCAUCGAGAUAAUUGACAUCACAGGAGAUGAUGACAAUGAUGAUUAUAAUGACGGUGGCGUUAAUACCGAAAGAAAACUACCAGAAAUUAUUGAGAUUGAUGACGAUAGUAAUGUAAGUCAAGCUAAAACCCAAGCUGAAUCUGUAUCUACGACAACUACUUCCACAUCUUCAUCCAGUAAGAAGAAUACGGGCAAAGAGCACUUCGACUAUGACACGUUUGAAAACCUCUUAUUACAGGCGUUAAAAUGUUGA
Molecule: messenger RNA, 2007 nt
Organism: Ambispora leptoticha
Lineage: Eukaryota; Fungi; Glomeromycota; Glomeromycetes; Archaeosporales; Ambisporaceae
Source: the annotation of a GenBank genome assembly